AUGUUACCCGAGUCACGGCGUCCUGCGAUUGAGCCUGCUGACGUCUUUGAUAAUAGGCCUGGAGACUACCUACAACAUUCAGAUGACGAGAUCGAAGGGUUCAAGGCGAGGUUAAACGAAAGACUUGCGCCGGUUGGUUCACAAUUCACUGGCGAAGGCGUCAAUGAAGAUUGGGAAGUCGGUGACACCCUGGCACAAUGGUGGCGGCCAAACUUCGAGACAUUUAUGUACCCCUUCCUACCGGGGCAUGUUACUCGACCGAAGGAGUGUAAAAAGUUAUAUUUCCUCCAGCUUCCCAAAAAGAAGGUUCUCUCGGUCCCCAAGAACAUGAAAUUACUUGCAGUACCCCUCUUUGAAUUAUACGACAACACCGCGCGUUACGGGCCCCAGCUUUCAGCAAUCCCUCAUCUAUUAUCUCGGUAUAACUUUGAGUUUGUUGAUGAGAACGAUAAUGUUGUGGCUGUUACUCCUGGCCACCAGGCUAGCAAUGGAGUCCAUCCAAAGAGCAAAGUAUUGGCAGGCGGAGAAGACACAGCAAAUGGACAAGACAUCGGGAUGGAUGAAUUCGCUCCAGGCGACCAGGAGUAA
Messenger RNA from Trichophyton benhamiae CBS 112371, 588 nucleotides. RefSeq lists its product as uncharacterized. Gene Ontology annotation, molecular function: mRNA binding. The transcript has 2 exons. The record is from RefSeq and is a predicted model, not a curated record. NCBI's taxonomy places the organism in Eukaryota, Fungi, Ascomycota, Eurotiomycetes, Onygenales, Arthrodermataceae. Bases 1 to 588 code for a protein of 195 amino acids. Gene Ontology annotation, cellular component: mRNA cleavage factor complex.